ACCCUUUUUCCUAUUUCUGCGUGAGUACUAAAUUCCAAAGAAAAAAUAAAUCACAUUUUUGAUGAAAUAAUUGGUAAUAAGAAGAUCUGAGAAAAAAAAGAAAAGAAAAAUGGUGGGAACAGCUAACGGUAGCAGAACACCAGCAACACCACGGCAAGCUUUCUCAGUAGUGAAUGGAGGUGGCGGUCAAGAUCUGGGUUUAAGGUCCGGACCCGGUAGCAUAGCCGGGUCGGAUUGUGGUGGCGGUGGAAUGAUGGAGUUCACUAGAGAAGAUGUUGAUGCAUUGUUGAAUAUGAAGAUCAAAACUAAAGAUAAAUUUAAUCUCAAGGAAAAAUGUGAGAUAAUGAUGGAAUACAUAAAAAAGCUAAGGAUGUGUGUAAGAUGGUAUCAAGAAUUUGAAGGGGAUCUAUCUAUAGAGCACGAUAAGCUUAAAAAGCUAUUUGAAGCAGCUGAAAAGAAAUCCAAUGAAAUGGAAAUGCUAAUGAAUGCAAAAGAAGAAGAACUGAACUCUAUAAUCGAUGAUUUACGAAAGAGUAACUCUGAUUUACAAGAGAAGCUUACCAAAGAAGAAGCCGAAAAAUUGGCUGCAAUUGAUACAUUAAUGACUGAGAAAGAUGCUAGAAUGACAGCAGAAAGGUCACAAGCUUCACUCACUGAGGACCUUGAGAAAGCUCUUAGAGAAAGUACAAGUGCGAAUCAAAAGAUAGUAUCACUCAAUGAUAUGUACAAGAGGCUGCAAGAAUAUAACUCAAGCUUACAACAAUACAACAGUAAGCUACAAACAGAGCUUAAUCAAACAAGCGAGACCCUUGGCAAAGUGGAACGAGAAAAGGCUGCUAUAAUGGAGAAGUUAAGCAAGUUAAGAGGCUACCAUGAUUCUCAGCAAGAUCAAUUGGCUUCUACAAAAGCGAGUUUAGAAGAGUCAAUGAAGCUAAAAGAUGCUUUAGCUAGCGAAGUUGGAUGCUUGAGAGGGGAUUUGCACCUCGUGAGAGAAGACCGUGAUCGGCAGUUGAUAUUAGUUCAAGAUUUAACAGCUGAAGUGUUGCAAUAUAAAGAAUGUACCGGAAAAUCAGCUGCUGAGCUGGGUAACCUAACAUCAAGAUCAAUAGAGCUCGAGGCAACAUGUGCUUUACAAACCGAAACAAUAAAGAAGCUACAGCAGCAGCUUGCAACUGCAGAGAAGGAAUUGGAGAUAACCCAUUUAUCAUCAAUCGAGACUACAACAGGAUAUGAAGAGCAGAAAAAAGUUAAUGCUGAUUUACAAAUUCGUUUAGCAGAGGCCGAAUCAAAAGUUAUUGAAGGAGAAGCCUUACGGAAGAAGUUGCAUAAUACAGUAUUGGAAUUAAAAGGAAACAUUCGAGUUUUCUGUAGAGUCCGUCCCCUUUUGCUAGAUGAAGGUGUUGAAAAAGAGAUAAAGACUAUUACUUUCCCUACAACAACCGAAGCUCUUGGUCGAGGCAUUGAAGUGGUACAACACGGUCAAAGCCAUCCAUUCAUGUUUGAUAAGGUCUUUAUGCCUCAAUCAUCACAAGAAGAGGUUUUCGAAGAGAUAUCACAACUUGUACAAAGUGCCCUUGAUGGUUAUAAGGUCUGCAUCUUUGCGUAUGGUCAAACAGGAUCAGGAAAAACACAUACAAUGAUGGGCACACCGGGAAGCUAUGACGAUAAGGGACUAAUACCUCGUUCGUUAGAACAAAUAUUCGAGUCCCGACAAAGUCUUUUAGAGAAAGGGUGGAAGUAUGAAAUGCAGGUUUCGAUGUUGGAGAUAUACAACGAGACAAUACGUGAUUUAUUAUCAUCAAACAAAUCUUGCUCUACAGAAAAUGGAAACAAACAACAGUAUGCGAUAAAACAUGAUUCAAAUGGCAACACCCAUGUUUCGGAUUUGACCAUUUUGGAUGUUCGUAGCAGUAAAGAAGUUUCGUAUUUGUUAAACCGUGCUGCACAAAGCAGGUCUGUGGGCAAGACUCAAAUGAAUGAGCAGUCGUCCAGAAGUCACUUUGUCUUCACUUUGCGCAUAUCUGGUGUAAAUGAGAUCAUGGAUCAACAUGUACAAGGAGUUCUCAACCUUAUCGAUCUGGCUGGUAGUGAACGUCUUUCUAAGAGUGGAUCCACUGGGGACCGACUAAAAGAAACCCAGGCCAUUAAUAGGAGUUUGUCAUCAUUGAGUGAUGUAAUAUUUGCACUUGCAAAGAAAGAAGAACAUGUGCCUUUCAGGAAUUCAAAGCUCACAUAUCUUCUUCAGCCUUGCUUAGGUGGCGAUUCAAAGACAUUAAUGGUAGUUAACGUGUCUCCGGCAUCAUCAUCAGUAAAUGAGUCACUUUGCUCUCUUCGAUUCGCUGCAAGAGUGAACGCAUGUGAGAUCAGCAUCCCACGGCGUCAAACGUCAAUGAGAUAUUUGGAGCCUCGAUUGAGCUAUGGAUGAUAAGAAUUUAACACGUGAUUCGUAAUUAUUAACGUAGAAUAUUUUGUGAAACCCUGUUGUAAGUUCUAACAGUGAGUAUGCCUGUAAUGUGUAUAGCAGAAAGAAUACUACAUGGCUUGUAACAGUGAGAGAGGAUGUUAGAUUUCUACUUGUUUAUUUGAUGAAGAUGAUGAUGAGACUAAAUAGUAGUAAUAGAUACUUAUUUGGUAUAAUUCUUGAGGCAAAUAAUCUUAAAUUCAUGUGCCAA
Messenger RNA from Erigeron canadensis, 2672 nucleotides. RefSeq names its product kinesin-like protein KIN-14N. The record is from RefSeq and is a predicted model, not a curated record. The transcript is spliced from 16 exons. Gene Ontology annotation, molecular function: microtubule motor activity; ATP binding; microtubule binding. Gene Ontology annotation, biological process: microtubule-based movement. NCBI's taxonomy places the organism in Eukaryota, Viridiplantae, Streptophyta, Magnoliopsida, Asterales, Asteraceae. Bases 110 to 2425 code for a protein of 771 amino acids.